AUGGAUUUAAGUGCCGGUUUAGUGGAUUCCUGUCCCGGAAAUCUACAGGGUGUCGAAGGGUUCUUAUUUUUAACCCUUUUAAACACCUUGAUGGCAGGUAAAUGCAACAUCGGAUCCGUCGAACCAUAUCCGAAAAACUACGGUCCUGAAUUGAAGGACGACGAAGAAUUUGAUUUCAUUGUAGUCGGAUCAGGUUCCGCAGGAUCAGUGGUGGCCAAUAAGCUAAGUGAAAAUAAGGAUUGGAGGGUUUUAGUGUUGGAAGCAGGAGGAUAUCCCUCAGCUACUAGUGAUGUCCCAGGCCUUCUUUUCAGCUUGGAAACGACAAAUGAAGACUGGCAGUACAAAACAGAACCAACAAGCACAUCCUGUCUAUCGUUUAAGGACCAACAAUGCAGAUGGCCGCGGGGAAAAGUCCUUGGAGGAACCAGUGUCUUAAACGCAAUGCUUUACGUAAAAGGAAACAAAAGGGAUUACGAUCACUGGGCGGAACUAGGAAACACCGGUUGGGAUUGGGACAACGUUAAAGAUUAUUUUAAGAAACUGGAAAAUCUAGAAGGUCUGGAAGAUAGCGAACAGUUCGGUAGAGAUGGAUAUUUGGAUUUAUCAAAAUAUGAUUCAGGCGAACCAAUAAAAUACGCCUUAUUCGAAGCAUACAAACUACUGGGCUACCCGAAUUUAGACGAAGAAAACCCCCUAAAACCACUAGGCAUCCUAGACGUUACUACCAAUAUCAAAAACGGUCUUAGAAUUAACGCAGCCAAAGCCUUUCUUGGAAAAAUUAAGAAAAGAACCAACAUAUUUACGUCUCUAAACUCUUCUGUACGAAAAAUAUUGAUAGAUCCCAACACAAAGGUUGCUACAGGAGUACAAGUUAAAAUAGGUGAAAGAAUACUGAAGAUUAGGGCUAAAAAAGAAGUUAUAAUAUCCGGAGGUACGAUAAACUCACCGCAGAUUUUAAUGCUAUCCGGAAUUGGGCCGAAAGAACAUCUAGAAUCUGUCGGUAUCAAAGUAGUUAAAGAUCUACCAGUCGGGGAAAAUUUAGAAGACCAUUUUGUAGCACCAUUCGACAUUGCUCUCUCUCCAGAAGCAAUUAGAGCGGCGCACCCAUUAGACCAACUCUAUAAUUAUUUUACGCAUCAAUCUGGAAUAUUUGCGACUGUUCACGUGACCAACAGUCUAGGAUUUAUUAAUACCAAAGCCGAUUCUUCUGUAUAUCCAAACUUGGGUUUACAUCACUUCUUUUAUGCAGCUGAUGAUAAAUAUUUGAUUCCUGAAUAUACCAGAGUGUCGGGAUUGAACGAUCAGAUAUCAAUAGAUAGGCUGGAGGCUACGAAGGCUGGCCCCGGUAUGUUGUUCCUUGUAACAUUGCUGAAUCCCAAAUCCAAAGGGAAACUCCUUUUGAAAAGCAAGAAUCCCGACUAUCAUCCUUUGAUUUAUUCGGGAUAUUUGACUGACGCGGACGGUGAGGAUGUUCGAACUGUGCUGGAAGGAAUAAGAUUCUUAGAAAAACUAAUCGAAACCGACCCAAUCAAAAAAUUGAAACCGCAGCAGAUAAAAUUAAAACUUCCAGCUUGCGACAAGCACGAAUACAAUUCGGACGAGUACUGGGAGUGUAUCAUGAGGCACCUCGGAUCGACCAUAUACCAUCCAACCGGUACGUGCAAGAUGGGACCCAAAGACGACGGUACUGCAGUGGUGGAUUCGCGAUUAAAAGUUCACGGUAUCAAGAAUUUGAGGGUCGUAGAUGCCAGUAUCAUGCCGAAACUUGUCAGCGCUAAUACUCAAGCGGCAGCCAUGAUGAUUGGGUACAAAGCUGGCGUGAUGAUCGUUGAAGAUUGGAUGAAGGAUAACCGCGAUGAGUUGUGA
This is a messenger RNA of Psylliodes chrysocephalus, 1866 nucleotides long. The record is from the annotation of a GenBank genome assembly. NCBI's taxonomy places the organism in Eukaryota, Metazoa, Arthropoda, Insecta, Coleoptera, Chrysomelidae.